GGGACAGUGGAAGGUGUCCCUGCCCACGGCAGGGGGUGGGAAUGGAUGGGCUUUGAGAUCUCUUCCAACCCAAACCAUUCUGGGAUCAAAAUCUCCUGGCAAGCUGUAGGGAACAAAGCCCAAAGGAGCAGGAAGGUCAAUAUGUGAGGGAACAGCCUCGUGAGGUGAAAUUUAAAAUCACCUGGCAGAUUGCUCCCGGUUUGGAAGGAGCAAAACCAAAGACUGUAAUUCAGUGGACGCUGAAGCAUUGGAAAUAUGAGUGAGGGAAGAAUUUACUUUUCUAAAAUAAACUAAUUUGAAAUUUGUGAAGCCUCCAAGCCCAAAAGCUCACCCAGUGAGUUACUGCUCCUUAGCCCACUGUCCUUUGCAUCCCUCAUCCUGUAUUGGCUUUUGGAUUCCCGAGUGGAUUUUUCUGCCCCCUCUGAGUGCUGGGGCCAGAUAGGAUAUCUUGGCUCAUCUCUUGGCCUGCAAGUGUUGUUUGCACUUGCCUAAAGAAGGUGAUACCCCCAUAGUGCAAGGUCUGUGGUGUGCAAUCCAUGGGAGGAUUGGAACGUCCUUCCCAGUUCUAGGGUCUGGAUAAAGGACUGCAAGCUCAGGAUACUGGGGCCUGUGUAAAUAUCCUUGGCUGGGUUUCAUUGUAGCAUGUGUGCCUGUUCUUUUGGAUGGGAGUGAAGAAAUCGGUCCGAUGCUUGGCCUAAAAAGCAGUUUUAAAAGAUGGUGCUAUGCAGCUGCCAGGGAAAUGCACGAUGGAAAGAUGCUUGGAGUCUCCCUCCAUUGUGUCACCUGGGUGGUUAAGCCAGGCCUGCAUGUUUGUUCCCUCUUGACUGGAGAAGAUGGAAAACAGUGCCUGAGCCUUGCAAGGAGCAAAAGAAAAGGGAAGGUGAAUUUAUACACCCCAGUACCUGAGAGGGAAGAUGGGUUUCACAGCUGCUCCGACAGGAGAACAAAGCGCCCGAGUGAGGAGCUGGCAGCCAGGAGUGCUGCAGCUCUGUCCCCAAAAGUUCUGCUUGAGUCACUCAACAAGAACGAGCCGUCGGCCAAUGGCCAAUCCCAACCCAGGGAAUCCACAAACCCUCAGUUCAGGAAAAUGAGUGGAGACUUCCCAUCAGCCAAUGGAGAGGCUGGGGGGGAGGCCCCCAAGGGCUACACUCAGGACCAGCUGGAUGCAGUGAAGAGGGUAAAGCAGUGCAAAGAUUACUAUGAAAUUCUGGGAGUCAACAGAGAAGCUUCUGAUGAGGACCUGAAAAAGGCCUACAGGAAACUGGCCCUGAAGUUCCACCCGGACAAGAACCACGCGCCGGGGGCCACGGAGGCAUUCAAAGCCAUCGGGAACGCGUACGCGGUGCUGAGCAACCCGGAGAAGAGGAAGCAGUACGACCAGUUCGGAGACGAGAAACUCAACCCCGCCCGCCACGGACACAGCCACACCGACUUCCACCGCGGCUUCGAGGCUGACAUCUCCCCCGAGGACCUCUUCAACAUGUUCUUUGGGGGUGGUUUUCCUUCUAGUAAUGUUCACGUGUACAGCAACGGCAGGAUGAGGUACACCUACCACCAGAGGCAGGACAGGCGGGAGCACCAGGGGGAUGGUGGCCUGGGGCUGUUUGUCCAGCUGAUGCCCAUCCUCAUCCUGAUCAUCGUGUCUGCUCUCAGCCAGAUGAUGGUCUCCAGCCCACCCUACAGUUUGAGCCACAGGCUGUCUGUGGGUCACACACACAAGAGGGUCACAGAGCACUUGAAAGUCCCCUACUACGUGUCCGAGAACUUUGCUGAGGAGUACACGGGCACGAACCUGAAGAACGUUGAGCGGAGCGUGGAGGACGACUACAUAGCAAACCUUCGGAACAACUGCUGGAGAGAGAAGCAGCAGAAGGAAGGCUUGUUGUACCGGGCACGCUACUUCGGGGAUUCGGAUCUGUACCAGCGGGCACAGAAGAUGGGCACCCCCAGCUGUAGCAGACUGUCAGACGUCCAGGCCUCCCUGCACGGAUAGUCCCAGCCCAAGUACAAGCCGGGAGCAGGGAACCGUAGUGCUUUUAUCACUGAAAUCCCUGAUUGAGACACAGCCCUCCAGGAGUCUCCUCGGGGUGCACACAUGCAGCCUCCCCUCCGAUGGGCGCUCCCUCGUUAAUCAGGAAUUGAUUUGGUUUAAUUUGCAUGUCGGCGCCCUCGGCUCUCUCCAGGCUCCCUGUUUUCUGUGGCCUCUAGGAACAGGGCAGAAUCCCUUGGUGAGGUUGGAAGUUUCUUAGGUGCUGUGGCAUCCAGCCCCCACAUUUUAAUGAGCCCUUGUUUUUAGUUGCUUUGUUGUCUGUUUUGCUGGGAAGGCUGUUGGCCCUGGCACGUGAAGCAGUGCGGUGACAGGGAAUGGAGUCCCACCCAACAGAUGUUCCUUGUCCCCCCUCCCCGUUGCCUUCCCAUUCAAGGAGAACAAAGCAAAUGUUCCCAGCAGGUUGUAGAAGUAACUUACUGGGUUAAACUGGCAAUCAAAGUACAAGCAGCUGGAGGGGGAGGUCUGGAAGACUGGGGAUUGGAGAGCUUGGAUUAAGGAAAGCACAGAUAACACAUGUGUGACCGGAUGUGCUGGGAGAACUACACCAAAAUAAUGAAAAAAAAUUGCCACAGGGUUUGGAGUCCUUUUUCUGCAAAAAUUUUUGGGCUGAUUUCGCCUACCAGGCUGGGCUGCCUGUGAAAUGUGCAGAUCCCACUACCCCAGAAUUAUCUGAGCACAGGAUUUCUAUAGAAAAACUCCUGGGUGAAGCUUGUUCCAGGUGUUGCAUGGACACCAUUCCGGCUCACAGGGACUCCUUGAGGAUGUUGGCCACUGAGCUGCUUGAUUUGCACUUUUGGGGGGUGUUUUCCUCGGCAUCUGAAAGUUUGGCCUUUAAAGCAAAUCCUCUGGGGCACACUGGGCUUUUUUUUUUAGUGUGUAUCCUGGUUUUGGAUCCGUUCUUAUCUUGAUCCGCCCGCUCUCUCGUUUGGAUGACUGCGCCUCUUCUGGUGUUAAUUACCUGCUUUUCUUUAAUUCCCUCCCUGCACCCGUGGUCUGGAAAGAGCCUGGAAAAGCUGCUGCCUGUGCUGUGGGGUGGGGAAGCAAGGGGGAGUCACAGAUUGGCCGGAGACUGACACCGCCGCCGCUUUUGUUCCCAGAGCGUUGAAACGCCUGAAGACUUCUGGGGAAGUGCACUGAGCCAAGGUGACAGACUCUGCUAUUUAAAAAGAAUCAAACCUUAUCUUAAAAAUGGAAUUGGAGAAUUAGCAACGCACAACUGCCCCUCUUUCUUCUCUCUGCCUCUCUCUGACGAUCGCAGGCAGCGCUUGGGACAGGAAAUCCAGCUCUUGUCUUCAUCCUCCCCUUCCAACACCGCUGGCGUGCUCCCAGGAUCCCACAAGGAUCCCACAGCCCCUGGAACAGACACACAGAGUGUAAAAUAACCCAAACUAACUGCAGAAGCCGUGAAGCAGAAGGAGAGACCCUUUGCUGCUGCCAAUGGAGAGAGAAGUGGGAUUUUGUUGAUAAAAGAAGAUGCUGAAGAAAAAGAAAAGAAAAUAUAAUCUAUUUAGCAUUAAUUUAUAGCUGUAUAUAUGUUGUACUUUUAAACUAUGCAGGGGUUGGAUGAUUAAAUUAUUCUGGUUUCUGCCCGUUUUGGGGAGCAGAGCGGUGGGAAGCGUCUCUGUCCACAGCACUUUCCUGCCUGGAAAACAGGAAUCCCUUUGCAGUUGCUGUCCUUUGCUCCCAGGAGGAUGUUCUGCAGAUGGGGACAUCCAUACACCUGCUCCUGGGGUUUUGAUAAAACCAAACCCCAAAUGUGCAGGGGGUCACAGAGAACGGGGGGAGCCUGUCCAGAGCCAUGGAUCUGCAGCGUCGGCAGAAGCCGCAGGAUCAGCUGAGCGCCGGCGUCGCGCUCAGGAUGGGAAGGAUUGUCCUGGAUGGAUUUUGCUCGUCAGUCUUUGGUUAAUUUGUGCACGUAAAUCCUUUUUCUGCCGAGUCUGCUCGAAUUCUGCCUGGUAAUCAGCGUGCUCCGUGCAGAGAGGGCUUUCCAACAGCCCUUUGUUGGGAGGUUUUGUGCUUGGGUUCCUCACCCCCACCAGCCACCCCCCAGCGCUCCCGGGUGCAGCCUGGCCCUGGCCUUCACACCCUGUCUCGUGUUUCCUGCAGGACACCUGGAAAAAUACCACAAAUCCAUAAGGAACAAAGUAUUCUGUUGGAAGAAGUUCUGCUGGGGGAGAUCAGGGAGUGUCUGAUCUGCCUCUGCCUGCCCCACCAGAGGCAGGACCAGUGUGAGGCUGCUCCAGGUGAGGAGCCAUCUCUUGGAAUCAAAGCCAGCACGAGCAGAGCCACCUCCCAUGGAAUAAACUGGAUUAUUUAACUUUUUUAAUUUUUUUUUUUUUUUUGCUGCUCUGCAGCUCUUUUGUGUCUAAAGACAUUUCCAGUGAAAACCAUCCCCUGGCACGGUCAGGGGAGUGAGCUGGGAGCACGGCAGCUUCCGGGUGGGCUGGCAGAGGUGGUUUUAUCCCGUUGUCCUUAGGAAUCCAUGCACUCUGUCUUGGCUGUUUAUUUAUUUUGUGAAAUCUCAACCUCCCGUUGGCUGCAGGCCCUGUUAUCCCACAGCCACCGUGGCUUGGACUUGAUUUUAGGGGGUUUUAUUAUUUCUUUUUUUUUAAUGGUUCCUCCACCUUUCAGAAGAAAUUGGGUGGAAGUUCAGGAUUGGAAAUGGCGCUCGAUAGAGGCACAGGGAUGAGGGGACGGGGUUAAACCAAAAUCCUGCUCGCAGAAGGAGCUGGAUGUGUUGCCCAGUGGCAUUCCCUGCCCGGAGCCUGCCUGCCAAAACCUUCAGGUUAUUUUUCCUGGUAGAUACCCAUGGAUCAUAAGGAGGGAGAAGGCAUCGAUCCCAGUGGAAGCUCACAGAGGCUGUAUCUCUCAAUUUAGAGUCAAUUAUACAAUUGUACAUCUAUAAAUAAAUGUUUAUAAUGUGAAA
Molecule: messenger RNA, 4976 nt
Organism: Vidua macroura (Pin-tailed whydah)
Lineage: Eukaryota; Metazoa; Chordata; Aves; Passeriformes; Viduidae
Gene: DNAJB12
Product: DnaJ heat shock protein family (Hsp40) member B12
Exons: 8
Coding region: 686-1993 (435 amino acids)
Biological process (GO): cellular response to misfolded protein
Cellular component (GO): endoplasmic reticulum membrane
Molecular function (GO): Hsp70 protein binding
Source: RefSeq, a predicted model, not a curated record